AUGGAGGUCUUGGUCCGUGCCAACUCUAUGGCUUACAACACCACGCAGCCCCUCUUCGACCCCGAGAGCGACCGCCUAGAUGGCUUCGAUGCAGGGGGCCGGCGCUGGCAGCGGCUGCGGCGCUUCGACCGGGACCCGGCGCCCGGGGGUGUCUUCGCCCGGGUCUUCACGUCCGGCCGCAGCGCGGUGGUGGCCUUCAAGGGCAUUUGCCAGCCAGGCGGCGAGCAGUGCAUCAUUGACACGUGCUUCCUGGCAAAGAUCCAGGCGUACGGCGCCCUGUCAAAGGACCUAAGCCGGGCCUUUGGCGCGGAGGACGAGACCUGCCGGAGAUUCGCGCACCUGCUGAAUUUCGAAGACCAGGCGGACCGCCUGGUGCGCGAGGUGCAGCAAGGUUUGCCUGGCUUCAGCAUCACCUUGACGGGCCACUCGAUGGGCGGCAUGUUGGCCAUCGUCACUGCGGCGCGGCAGCCAAAGGUGCUGAAGGCGCUGACCUUUGCACCCACGCCCUUUCACCAGGCGCUGAUACAGGACCUGAACUGGACGGAGGAUCAGAUCCAAGGUCUGAAUGCAGAUGACUUGGUUGCCACUUGCGAUCCCUUCGACUGCGGUGUCAACUCCCUGUAUGUGGAACAGGACUUCUUGUUGUUGGUAGCGGAGCUCUACGACCAGAUCUGCUCCGUGGACGCUACCUACUCCAAUGACUACCGCGAGUACCGGAAAAGGUGCACAAUCUAUCGCAAGAAGAUGGAACUCGCAGGACGAAGCAAGGAGACUGCCUUCAACAUCAUCACGAUGCUGACGGGCAAGGCUUGCGACUUGGUGGAGGAUCUGGACAUGGAGCGCCUGGCAGAGGAUGGUGGCUACGACAUGAUCUUUGAGAGGUUGGACAGAGGUUUCAAGCACGAGCCACUGACAGAGCUGCCGGACGACUUUGAGAAUUUCUUCGUGAAGUUGCAGCGGCGACCUGGUGAGACCAUGCAGGAGUAUGCGGCGGAGUUUGCGCGGUCGCAGAGGAGACUGCAGAACACUCAUCGGGUGGAACUCCCCGAGAAGGUGUUGUCAUGGAUGUUUAUCCGGAGAGCUGGAGUGACCAAGGAGCAACGCCAGAUGGUCCUCACGAUGAUGGGUGCGGACAACAUGACGUUGGGAAGAGCUCAGGAGGCGAUGUUCUUUAUCAUCGGCCAGGACAGCAAGGCGGAGCGCCCCCGGAAGGAUGUGUACUACACGAACGACUGGGGAGCUGAGGAGGCCUCUGUGAACGACUUCCCGCAGCACCCGCACGAGAUCUACUUCUACAGUGAUGAUGACGAGGAGUGGAACGAUCAGGAUGAGGACUACUUCGACCAGCCGGUCCAGGACACGGAAGAGACCGAGAUCUUUGAUGUGGAGGAGUAUGAUGAGGUCUAUACUGCCUACAUCAAUACCAAGAACCAGAUGAACCGGAUGCGAACUUCCCGAGGAUUCUAUCCGGUGGUGGCGAUGGUUGACGCCAGGGGAGGUAGCAGCCGGGACAAGGACAAGGGCAAAGGCAAGCGGUCGAAGGGCAAGAUCAUCCCUACCGAGAUCGGCACCAGCAUCACCGACGGCUUCUUCAUCGGCAAAGGCCACUGGGCAAGGAACUGUCCAUCUGCUGGGGAGAAGAGGAAGCGCGUGGCGGACCAGGAUGCCGACAUUAACAUGGUGGAGGAUGCUGACGAUGUCAAGGACGACGACCGCAGGAUCUACCACCUAGACGAGGACGACUCGGACAGUGACGAUGUGGCCGUACAGGAUGGAGGUGCAGCAUCACUGUUGGCAUCUCGCCAGCAGGUCCGGAAGUACCUGAAGUACCUCCUGGAGAAGGGUGUUGCCAGGGAUGAGAUCCAAGUUCAUCCCUGCACCAAGAGCUUCAAGUACGGCAACUCCGAGAAGGGUGACUCACAGGUAUGCGUUAUGGCGCCCACCUACAUGGGCGGCAAGAAGAGGCGCAUGUUGAUGUAUGUCAUCUCCGGGACUGUGCCGAUCCUCAUUGGCCGACCGGUCAAGCGGAUGAAAUGGCCUCAUGGACAGUGGAUCGACAUCCCAGUUGGACCACGUGGAGAACACCAGCUACACCUUGCUGAGGAUGUGGACGAGCUGAAGGAUGCCGAAGAUGAGGAGAUUCUGAUCCCGGAGAACGCCAUCAACCACGUUGACUUUCAGAAGGACCUGGGCAUAGAGGCCCUGAAUGAGGACGAUGCCAUCAAUGCUGUGGAGGAGGAUAGCGGACAUGGUGCUGGGGCAGACGACCAGCAGGCGAUGCGACAGCCUGAUGCCGAGUUGGACUCGAAGACCCAGAGGAAUCAGAAAGCCUUGGAGGUGCGGUUCGCUGGAGUAUGCAUGGAGAAUUCGGAAAAGACGAGCCGACUCACUCAGAAGAAGCUGAGGACCAUGAUCACUGGGGCGGAGAAGGAGAUCGCGACCCAGAACAGGAAGGUGCAGGCGAAGUUCCUGGAUCGCGUGCAAGAAGAGGAGCCCGAUGAAAUCCUGAUGGCGCCGAUGUGCAGACUGUGGUCGCAGAUGCAAGAGUUGAGCGCGAGCAGAUCGCCCGAGGCAAAGCAGAAGCUGGUGGAACUUCGACGGCAAGAUCAUAACAACGUGCUGCAGUUUGUGAAAAGGGUGUACAUGGAGCAGUACAACAACAGCAGAGAGGUGACGUUGGAGCAUCCCUGGACCAGCAGAGCGUGGAUGACAAAAGCAUGGCAUCAGCUGCCGGGUUAUGAGACCUACGUGGACCAAUGCGCUUAUGGACUCAAGGUACCCGAUGAUGAAGGAGUUGUGCGACCAUCGAAGAAGCCGACCAAGUUCCUCACCACGAAGAAGCAUCUCUACCACAAGGUUGGCAGGCCGCGGUACCAGCAGAACCUGCAGGUGAUGGACAGCGAGAUAAACAAGCUCAAGCUGAAGAACGAGACCAAGGUCAUUGAGAAGAACAAGGUUCUCAAGGCCAAAGUGGGGAACCAGGUCUUCGGCUACGUCAAGAGAUUGCACAAGAACCUGGGACAUCCAUCUGCCCCGGUGCUCAAGCAGAUGUUGAUGGAAGUGCAGGCGACUGAGAAUGUGCUGAAGGCGGCCGAGGAGUAUCUGUGCCCACAGUGUGUUGCUCGUCAACGACCAGGAGGUGUCCCACCUGCUGCUGGAUUGACCAGCAAAGAGUUCAACGACCGCAUCGUUGUGGACUCGGCCUGGAUUGCAGUGGAAGGAGGACGACGCUGCGUGCUCACAAUCCAAGAUCAAGCAACGCGGUACAUUGCGGUCCGGAUUCUCAAGAACGAGAAGGCGGAGGACCUGAUCAAGGGUGUCGAACGGGCAUGGAUCAAGCAGUUUGGCAUCCCGAAGUACCUGCGCACAGACGAAGCAAAGGGCUGGGCGAGCAAGGCUCUGCGAGAAUGGACGGCAGAGCGGAAUAUUGCCCUGGAGAUCGCACCCGCGGAGAGCCACAACUGGUUGGGCGCUGUUGAGAGAAAGCACCAAGUGGUGAGACGAGCGCUGGAGCUGUACAUGGAGGAUUCCGGCAAGAAGAAUGAUAGCGGACUCCUGCAGGCUUGUGUAUAUGUCCCCUCGCAGAUCAACUCGAUGAGCAUGGUGCGAGGAUUCACGCCCCAGCAAUGGGUGAUGGGUAAGAACCCCAACCAGGUGCAGUCUUUGACGGGAGAGAUCUUCAGCCCGACGGUCAGUGGUGCAGCAGAAGCGGCUUGCAGCGCAGAUGGUGAUGCAAGACUGAGGAGAGCUAUGAAUCAGAACUACCGUCAGAUCAAGGAUGACGUGGUCAUCGGACAGGUGGUGUACUACUGGCGAGAGAAGGGCGCGGGCAUCUUGCAAAAGCAGAAAUGGCGAGGACCUGCGCGAGUGGUGGCUACCGAGAAGGACAGCGACUACAAGGACCUCGUGAUCUGGCUGGCGCAUGGAACAUCACUGUUGAGGUGUUCGCCCCAUCAAGUACGUCCUCGAGUGGAGGAGACGGGCAUCCCGCUGGUGGCUGAUCCCAACGCUGCACUACAAGAUCUACAAGCACUCCGAGCACGAUCUACCACGCAGUACAAGGAUGUCUUUGACCCAACGAUUCACGAGGAACAGGACGAAGAUGAGCUGGACGCCAUGUAUGAGCCGGAGGCGCUGGACUUUGAUGAGGAAGCCUCGCCAACAUCACCGGCGGGGUCAGCCGAGGUGAUCUCGGUUCCUGGAGUUGUGGUGCCAUUCCUGCAGGCGCAUGCGAGAAAUGUGGAGCAGAAAAAUGACGCCAGUGAGCCAAGAUCCCGAAGGGCGUCUACAGUUGAACCAGAACCACUGCCGCCAGCUGAGGCUGAAGGACGUGGCCCAGCAUCUUCAGAAGGGCGACAAUCAUCGCAGCCAGCACAACCAGCCGAACCACAAGCACCUGAUGGACGGGAUGAACAGCAGGACCUGCGAAGCAAGCGGCAGAAGACUGCACAGGCAUCGGAUGCUCCUGUUGACGUCCCAGUGCCCAUGCAGGAUGACGAUGAUCUCAUGGUGGAGGAUGUGACGUUUGUGGAUGGAGCUGAACCAGAUCUACCUGCCGGUUGGGUAAGCGUGGACGGUGAGUUCGCGUCCGAGAAGAACAUGACGGCUGACCAGCGAGCCCAGAUUAUGGAGGCGAAGAAGGCAGAGAACUAUUUUCGGAACCAGGUGUGGAACUUUGCGGAGGUGAACCCCGGAGAUGAGUCGCGGAUCGUCUCUGCGCGAUGGGUGCUGACCUGGAAGGAAACUGAAGGAGGUGGACCCCGAGCCAAAGCACGUCUGGUGCUGCGAGGCUUUGAGGAUCCAGACCUGCUCUACCUUGAUAAGGCAUCACCAACAGCCGGAAGGCUGGGCAAGAACUUCCUCCUCCUGAUCGACAAGUGUCUCUUCAUCUAUUACAAGCAGACGACUGGCGAGAUGAAGGCGAUUCUGAUUGUCCAUGUGGACGACAUUCUGCUCGACGCGGACAUGAGAGACAAGGAAGUGGUGGAGCUUGUGAGAAAGGUGAGAGCAAGCUUUGACUUCGGCAAGUGGAAACAGCUGCAGGAGAAAGAGCCAAUUGUGUACUGUGGCGGCACGAUCAGCAUCCAGAACGGCGAGAUCGAGGUGAGCUUUGCGGACUACCUCAGGAAAGUCAUGCCCAUCACGGUGAACAACAAGGACACCGGCAACCUAACCGACAAGGAGGAUGUGGUGCACAAGUUCCCGAAGAUGAUGGACGACAUCAAGGAGCUGGGGUUUGUUGCCUUCAGUGAUGCAGCAUUUGGAGUGCGACGAGACAUGGCGUCGCAGGGCGGCUAUAUCAUCAUGGCCUGUAACAAGAAGAUGCUGCAUGGCGAGUGCGAAAGGUACACACUGCUGAGCUGGAGAUCGUUCCGGUUGCAGAGGGUGUGCAGGAGUUCGUUGUCUGCAGAAAGCCAAGCGUGUUCGACAGCCUUGGACGAGCUCACGCUGACUAAGCUUUUCUACUCCCUCAUGCUGAACCCGGACCAGGACUUGCGAAAGAGUGAGACGGUGCAAGCAGCUGGCGAAAGUGCAAUGGUGGUGGACGCUCGAGCUCUGUAUGAUGCGACGCAGCGGGAGACCAUCCAGAACGCCGGCGACAAGAGGGCAGCAAUCCAGAUCCUCUGCAUCAAGGACGCGUUGACCUGGACCGGAAGCAGACUGAGGUGGGUCAGUUCCGAGAGGCAGUUGGCUGACGGAACGACGAAGCUGGCGGCGCGGCAGUCAUUGGCUGACGAUCUACGUGGAGGCUACAUGCAGUUGAUCAACGACGGCAACUUCACGGCAGCGAAGAAGAAGACUAAUCAGGAGCGGAAGCCGCAAAGGACAGUCACGAGUGGUGGCAGCGCGGUGGCAAGUUCGUUGGUGGCCAUGGUGGCGAAUGACUACAUCCGGAAGGUCGAGGGUUACAAGAACAGCGGCGACGAGGUGAUCGACGUGAUCUUUGUUGUCGGAGUCUUCAUCGUCAUCCUGGCGGUGAUCUACGGCAUUGUGAAAGUGACGGAGGUGUGGAUCAUUGGGAAGCAGGAGAAGGUGAAGAACACGCGGAAGCUGGAGGUGGCAACGCAAACCGAGAUUGACAAGCGGCCGGAGUAUUCGGCCCUGUGGCAGAAGCACCAGGAGCAAUCGUUUGAGCUCCAGUACUGGAAGAACGCGGUGCCCUCUUCUGUGGACAGCACGGAGCCGGGGCCUUGCCAGAACAUGCCCGUGCCCUACCAAAACGGAGGUUGGCGCGAGAGUUUGGGCUCGGGGAGCGACGACAUGCUGCGGGCGCUGCCGAACCUGCUGUGCAAAACAGGUGCCCACGACUGGGCGCGCUACGAGAAGCUGGUUCUGGCACAGACGGGAGCUGGCGCACCUGCAUGCAGCUGCGCCUUCCCGCGGCCAGUUCGUGCGGGCAAGCCACUUCUGUCCCCGGCGGUGCAGCUGCUGGAGAAGCCCUUGGUCUUUGUGGGGGAGGUCCUCUCGGUGCAGCCAGCCGACCAGCUCCCGGAGGACAAGUCAGCCUUCUGUGCGUCUGAGACCUGCCCCGAAGACUUUGAGUACUGGGACCGCUGCAUGCGGCGGUACUUGGCCAAAGUCACGGUCAACGUGGGCAUAAAGGGUAUUGAAGUGGGCGACAUCUUUACCUACAACUGCACUAAAGCCAGCUGCGGAGACUGUAGCCCGCCCUGCCCCGAAGCUGGCAACACCAUUCUGGAUGGCACUGUGCUUGGAGGGCAUUCAUCGAUUUGUGGUUCAAAUGCCUGCCAGAUGGGCCCUCAUGCGUUUGGAGAAGACGACUGCAAAAGGAAACUCUCAGAGCUGGAGACGUCCCGGCCGCACCGUGCACGGGUGCUGAUUCCGCUGGCACCUUGCCCAAAGGCGGCGAAGAAUGAUUACUUCAGGAGCAGCCUCUUGUACGAGAUGCGAAGCGACCUCAGCGACACAUUGCAGGUCUCUGAGUAUGAGUUUUACUCACUCGACAUCCUGGACAUCGAGUCGCACGAGCCGACCCUGGAAGUUAUUGUUCAUCAUGCAGGUGUAGAGGAGGCUGCGGCGGAGGCUGCAAGGCUGCCGGAUGCGGUGCAGUGGCGGAGGGCAGCACCUUUCCUGGAAAGGUGCUCCCAGGCUGCCUGGUGA
Molecule: messenger RNA, 7122 nt
Organism: Effrenium voratum
Lineage: Eukaryota; Dinophyceae; Suessiales; Symbiodiniaceae
Source: the annotation of a GenBank genome assembly